GCGUUUGGUCAUGACGUUUUUAGAGAGCGGCACCGUUUCAGACUGGAAUGGGAGCUGGCGGAUUUUCUUAUAUUUUCAUAGUUUGAAUGGCGCCGAAACAGGACCCGAAACCCAAAUUUCAAGAAGGUGAAAGAGUGCUGUGUUUUCAUGGGCCAUUACUCUAUGAAGCUAAGUGUGUUAAGAUAAACAUCAAGGACAAACAAAUUAAAUACUUCAUUCAUUACAGUGGGUGGAAUAAGAACUGGGACGAAUGGGUUCCUGAGAGCAGAGUACUUAAGUAUGUGGACAGUAAUCUGCAGAAACAGAAAGAGCUUCAGAGGGCCAAUCAAGACCAUUAUGUAGAAGGAAGAAUGAGGGGUGCCGUGCCAAAUAAGAAGAUACCUGCUGCAUCGCAGAAAAAUGAUGUGAAGACUAAAAAGAACAAGCAAAAGACUCCUGGAGUAGGGGAAGGGACAAGUUCAGGAGGAGACCCAACCCACCCUCCUCGAAAGAAGAGGGCACGUGUUGACCCAACUGUUGAAAGUGAGGAAACUUUCAUCAACCAAGUGGAAGUUAAAGUAAAAAUUCCAGAGGAGCUGAAACCUUGGCUGGUGGAUGACUGGGACCUGAUUACGCGGCAAAAACAACUCUUCCACCUACCUGCCAAAAAGAAUGUUGAUGCAAUUCUUGAAGAUUAUGCAAAUUAUAAGAAAUCAAGAGGAAACUCUGACAGCAAGGGGUUUGCUGUGAACGAGGUGGUUGCUGGUAUCCGGGAAUAUUUCAAUGUCAUGCUUGGGACACAACUUCUCUACAAAUUUGAAAGGCCACAGUACGCGGACAUCCUGGCCAACCACCCAGAUACAACUAUGUCUCAGAUCUAUGGCGCUCCUCACCUACUCAGACUCUUUGUGAGAAUCGGAGCCAUGCUGGCAUACACUCCCCUCGAUGAGAAGAGCCUUGCACUGCUGCUCAGUUAUCUGCAAGACUUCCUCAAGUAUCUUGUAAAGAACUCUGCGGCACUUUUCAAUGCAAGUGACUAUGAAGUGGCCCCUCCCGAGUAUCAUCGCAAAGCAGUUUAAGGUUGUUUUUUUUUAUUUUUUUUAUUUUAGCAGCCCUUGUCUUGAAGUUUGGAGAUAAUGUUCUUACCCAUUGAAAGGGUGGGAUUCACGAAAACCCUUUGGAGAAUGGAUUGUGCAAGGUCUGUCGAAUUAUUUAGGAAGAAUAAGAACUAGAUGUCGCACUAAUCCCUGGACAAAUGUACUUUUCUUUCACGUGGAAAGCUGCAGAGUAC
This is a messenger RNA of Monopterus albus (swamp eel), 1270 nucleotides long. RefSeq names its product mortality factor 4 like 1 (gene morf4l1). The record is from RefSeq and is a predicted model, not a curated record. The transcript has 12 exons. NCBI's taxonomy places the organism in Eukaryota, Metazoa, Chordata, Actinopteri, Synbranchiformes, Synbranchidae. Gene Ontology annotation, biological process: chromatin organization; regulation of DNA-templated transcription. Bases 87 to 1058 code for a protein of 323 amino acids. Gene Ontology annotation, cellular component: nucleus; NuA4 histone acetyltransferase complex.